GCUCCCGACAACCCCCGCGCGACGCGGCGCUGAUUGGCAGAAAGAAGCAUCAAUUUCAUUGCAAGCUGUGAUUGGAGAAAACCUCGUUCGCGCCUCAACGAUAAUUGGCGAGAGCCGCCUGUGGCCCGCCCCCUCCCAUCCAUUUCUGGGCGGGGCCGAGCCGGAAGCGGCAAUGUUUUCCGCCCUCCUCCGGGGUCGGCUCUAAGGUGAAGUCUUGAGGGCGUGCCGAGUGCGCUCCCCCGCCCCGCCGGGUAUCCAUAGUAACGCGUCAGCGGCCGACCGCAGGGUCAGUCUCUCAAGCUUGCUCUCAGAGCAUUCCAGGUGACCCGGAAUCUCCGGGGAGUGUAGAACGCUGGUUCUGGGAGACCAAGGGACAAAAAUCGUUUGGAGCUCCUGCCUGGCCGGGUGUGGAGGUGGAGCCCUAAGAGGUUUGGCCGCAGGUUGCCCUGGAAGGGUUGUCAAAGUCUCUGCUCAGCAACGCAGCCCUCUGCGGAGACGGCAGCAGCUCCCAUCCUUCCGAGCUUUCAGAAGAAGCCGCUGGCCUGAUGGUGAGGCGAAUGGGCUGGGGGGGGACCAAGGGGCGGUUGGGGUGGCGGGGAGACCUGGGGCCUGGAUCUGUGCCCCUCCUCCCCACGCCACUGCCUCCUCUUCCUCCUCCUCCCUGUCGGGGACCUGGGGCGGGGAGGGUCUCCUUCUUCUCUCUGUCCCCUGUCCCUCCCACAAGAAGGGCCCCUUCCUCAGCUCCUCCUUCAGCCUCGGGGCUCCCCUGCCCAGCGGUGCAGGCCCCAGGGGCUUCUCAGCCUUGCCACAGUGCCCCCCCCACCCCAGCCACCCCCCCAGCGCAGCCCCAGCCCUCGAUGACACCCGUCUCUGCUCCCCCUCUCUGGGGUUCCCACUCUGCCCCUCCCCCGGCCUUGGGGACUCCCCCUCCCCCAUGCCGAUGCCCCCAGGACUCUCCUGGGCUGCGGAUAGGCCCUCUGAUCCCCGAGCAGGAUUAUGAGCGGCUGGAGGACGGUGACCCCGAGGGGUCCCAAGAUUCACCCCUCCAUGGGGAGGAGCAGCAGCCCCUGUUUCAUGUGCCGGAAGGGCUCCGAGGCUCCUGGCACCACAUCCAGAACCUGGACAGCUUCUUCACCAAGAUCUACAGCUACCACCAGAGGAAUGGCUUUACCUGUAUCCUGCUGGAGGAUGUCUUCCAGCUGGGACAAUUCAUUUUCAUCGUCACCUUCACAACCUUCCUCCUUCGUUGCGUGGAUUACAAUAUUCUCUUUGCCAACCAACUGAGUAACCGAACACGACCUGGGCCACUCCAGAGCAAAGUGACCUUGUCGGACGCCGUCCUACCCUCCUCCCAGUGUGCCCAGCGGAUCUGCUCCAGCCCCCUCCUGGUCUUCCUGCUGAUCCUGGCUGCUGCCUUCUGGCUGUUCCAGCUGCUUCGCUCGGUCUGCAACCUCUUCAGCUACUGGGACAUCCAGGUGUUUUACAGGGAGGCCCUGCACAUCCCCCCGGAGGAGCUCAGCUCGGUGCCCUGGGCAGAGGUGCAGUCCCGCCUCCUGGCGCUGCAGAGGAGCGGGGGGCUAUGCGUGCAGCCGAGGCCGCUGACGGAGCUGGACGUCCACCACCGCAUCCUGCGCUACACCAACUACCAGGUGGCGCUGGCCAACAAGGGGCUGCUGCCCGCCCGCGCCGCGCUGCCAUGGGGCGGAGGCGCGGCCUUUCUCAGCCGCGGCCUGGCACUCAACGUCGACCUGCUCCUCUUCCGCGGGCCCUUCUCGCUCUUCCGUGGCGGCUGGGAGCUGCCCGAAGCCUACAAGCGCGGCGACCAGCGGGCCGCCCUGGCCGCGCGCUGGCGGCGCACGGUGCUACUGCUGGCGGCCGCGAACCUGGCGCUGAGCCCGCUGGUGCUGGCCUGGCAGGUGCUGCACGCCUUCUACAGCCACGCCGAGUUGCUGCGGCGCGAGCCCGGCGCGCUGGGGACGCGCCGCUGGUCCCGCCUGGCCCGCCUGCAGCUGCGCCACUUCAACGAGCUGCCGCACGAGCUGCGCGCGCGCCUGGCCCGCGCCUACCGCCCGGCCGCCGCCUUCCUGCGCGCCGCCGCGCCCCCCGCGCCCCUGCUGGCGCUGCUGGCCCGCCAGCUCGUCUUCUUCGCCGGCGCGCCCUUGGCCGCGCUGCUCGUGCUCACCGUGUACGACGAGGACGUGCUCUCCGUGGAGCACGUGCUCACCGCCAUGACCGCGCUCGGGAUCGCGGCCACCGUGGCCAGGUCUUUCAUUCCGGAUGAGCAAGGCCAAGGCCGUUCGCCGCAGCUCCUGCUGCAGGCGGCCUUGGCCCACAUGCACUACCUCCCCGAGGAGACCGGCCCUGCCGGCAGGACCAGCUCUUACAGGCAGAUGGCGCGGCUGUUGCAAUACCGAGCUGUCUCCCUGGUGGAGGAGCUCCUGUCCCCUGUCCUCACCCCCUUGUUUCUGAUCUUCUGGUUUCGGCCCCGAGCCUUGGAGAUCAUUGACUUCUUUCGGCACUUUACUGUGGAUGUGGCCGGGGUCGGCGACAUCUGCUCCUUUGCCCUUAUGGACGUGAAGCGGCACGGCCACCCGCAGUGGCUCUCUGAGGGACAGACCGAGGCCUCACUGUCUCAGCGCGCUGAGGAUGGGAAGACGGAACUCUCCUUGAUGAGGUUCUCCCUGGUUCACCCACAAUGGCGCCCCCCAGGCCACAGCUCCAAGUUCCUGGGGCACCUGAGAGGCCGGGUGCAGCAAGACGCAGCCGCCUGGGGCGCCAGCUCGCUGCGCAGCCCCCCUGCCCCUGGGACCCUCAGCAACUCUCACUCCCCUCUGCCGGAGGCCUUCCUGGCCAACCUCUUGGUGCAGCCCCUCCGGCCGCCUCAAGACCUCAGCCCCACAGCCCCCUGCCCGGCCGCAGCUACAGCCAGCCUCCUGGCCUCCCUUUCCCGAAUUACCCAGGACUCAAGCUGUGUGUCCCCGGGAGGCACUGGGGGCCAGAAGCUGGCCCAGCUCCCAGAGCUUGCAUCUGCUGAGAUGAGUCUCCAUGCCAUUUACCUGCACCAGCUCCAUCAGCAGCAGCAGCAGCAGCAGGAACUGUGGGGCGAGGCCUCAGCCUCCCCGCUGUCCCGGCCCUGGCCCAGCCCCCCACAGACUCUCUCUCCAGAUGAGGAGAAGCCAUGCUGGUCCAGUGAUGGCUCCAGUCCCGCCUCCAGCCCCAGACGGCAGUGGAGUGCCCAGAGGACCCAGAGUUCGUUUCCUGGAGGGUUCCAGGAGCCCACAGACACCCAGAAGGAGCCUGGCCAGGCUACUAGCACUGACUGAGUGGGCUCCUCGGGGGCUCCCUGGCUUCUCCAGUCACAGGAGAUUGGGCGAGGCGGAGUGGAAAGGCAUGCCAAGCCCUCUUUCAAGACCCCCACGGGUGCUUAGUUGGGCAGGACUUGGGAGUCAUUGACGAACUCGCCCAGAGCACAGAGGAACGGUAGGAGAGGAGCUUCCCAAGGCCUCAGGAAACACGUCUUGGAGACAGUCCCCACGUGGAGGGGCUAAGGGACAACUGUAGGUCCCGGGGAGAAGUUACCAAGUGACCUCAUGCCGGUGGGCAGGGCCAAGGUAGAGGCCAAGCUACACAUCAGGGAGCAAUGGGGGAUGGGACCUGAAAGGCAGUAGGUGCUCAGGUUCAUCUGGCCCUUAGGUUCCCAUGGGACUGGUGGAAGGGCAUGGGGACUGUGAGCGGAAAAGACUAGAGGAGACUGAUGUGUUUGGAGUUCACGGCGGUGUGACUGAGAAAGUGGCCGUGGCUCCUCUUGCCGUGGGGAACCAGCAGUGAAGUUUGCUCACGGCUGUGCUGCUCAUCUUUGUGACCUUAGUCCUGGACUCCCCAUGCCUGGCAGCCAGGGCUGUCCCUGCUUCUCGUCAAGAGCAGGGAAGCCACACUGGAGAACUGUCUGCUCUUGGCCGGAAACCAGGUUUCUCCAGGGCAGGAGUCAGAGAGGAGCCUGUGGGACAAGACUCCUCCGUCCAAGAGUUACCACCCCCACAGCUUGCGCACAAGUUAAAAGACAAAGCUUGUCAUUAUUCUGUAACUGCAAUUGACAGCACUGGCUUAGGCAUCUUAGUAGGUCUCCUAACUUCUGGUCCAGUCUCUUAUGGUAAAUCUUCAAUAAUAAAUAUUUGAAGGAUUUAGAGAUCAGGUUUCAAGAUAAGAUACUUCUAGAGAGAGGCGAGGGGAAUCUAAAAUUCACCUAAACACCAAAGGGCUGACUGUAGGCUCUGGAAUACCGCUGCUGGGAGGGGUCUUCCAGAUAGACUUAGGGUGGGGAAACAGACCUAGAGAUGAGAGGAUGAGAUGGUACAGGGAAUCCCAACAGUCUCUGGGAAGUCACCUGGGAGGAGAGGGAGAGGUGGCCGGUCCUGGUAAAGGCCGACAGGACAGCGGAAGAGCCAUAGUGGAAUGACAGCCCCUCUCUCCGGGAACUGCAGUGGGAAGCAAGAGGGGUCUCAGGGGCCGGGGGUGUCUGGGCCGGGCGGGUCGAAGGCCCAGGGCACCGCGCCCCGCAGAUGCCGUUCCUGCAGGGAAAAGCUCUGGGUACGUAUACGGCUUGUCACCUCCUGGGUGCGCAGCGUGAGGCCGAAAAUGUCCUCGUGAUAGCGUUGCUGAUCCUGGGAGGGAAAGAGCGCGGAGGAUCAAAACCCCGGUGGAAGUGUAGAGCGGCGGUAGGCCCCGCCCCCGUCCGGGUCUGUCCCCGCCGGCCGCGCCCCCGCCCUUCCGCACCCGCAGCACGCCGAUGACGUCGCCCGCCUCGUCCAGCUCCAUGUCGCCCUCUGUCGCCAAGAUGCGCUGCACCGUCUGCAGGACGCUGGUUGCCAUAGUGACGUCGCCGCAGACAAACAUGUGGCCCCGCUCGAGGCACAGCACGCGGUGCACCUCGGCAGCCAGCUCGGUUCUCAGGAUGUCCUGUACGUAAGUCUGAAGGGGAGGCGGGAUUAGGGGCGGACCCCUGCGGGGCCCGCGGAGUAAGGGCAGGCCCCAGGGGAGCGAGGGGGGCCGGCGGGUCCUGGGCGCGAAGAGAUGCCCCGGGUGCCAGGUGGGGCCCAGGUGCGCGGGGCUGGGGUCUGGAGAGACGGAGAGGAGCCAGAGGCGGGGCUUGGGCGAGGGUGAGCGGGACCCAAAGGGAGCCCAACGAGUCGAUCAGAGUAGGCCGGGCCGGCCUGGGUCUCAGAGCCCAGCUGGAGCGCACAGCGGUUCUUCCUCCCUCCCGAGCUUCUGGUUACCCCAGCACCCUCAGGAUCCCGCACCUUGGGGCUGUCAGGUUCCCGGGAGAAGGCGGUGAGGACGCGGCCAAACACCCCGCGCUCCUGGGCGUCCUGCACCUCGUCGCGGUAGAGAUGGUCGAGUUGGGAGCACCGGCAGCCGAACACCAGGGUCAUGGGGGCGGGCUGCAGCCCUGCGGGCAUCACUGUGGCUUGAGAGCGCCCCCAAACCCUCCUGGGGGACCCAGCUCCGGGGACACCUCCCACUGGCUUCCCUCACUCAGGCCGACCGCCCACCUUUUCCUGCAGAAACCACCACUCUACGCUCUUUGGCCUCUAGGAGAGGGAUGUUUUCACAGAGAAGCCCAAGGUCACAGGAGGUGGUGACUUCCCUGGCGGGAUGGCCAGUGCUGACACUGCCACAGCAGGGCCUUCUCGUUCUCCCACACCUUCAGCUUCUGCACUCUGCGCCUUCCUCUUAGUCACAAGCCCCCUUUCUUUUGAUCGGCCAGCUCCCCUGGGCACCCAGCGCCCAAUCUGAACACCCUUCAGCUUCCUGGGAUCUCAGACACACUUCAUUGACCUCUGACACAGUCCAGAGUCCACCUGGGGCGUUUCCGUCUUCUGAGUUCCAACCCUGUCUUCUCCAGCCUUCCAGGUUCCCUUUUUCCUUAAUUCAAUCCAACGCUACUUUGUGCUAGGCACCAGGAAGCCAGACCAACAAGGCACUGCUCUUGUCUCUAGGAGGUUCCCCCCACCCCCCGGUCUAAUAAACUUCACCUUUGGAGUCCUG
Molecule: messenger RNA, 6045 nt
Organism: Bubalus bubalis (water buffalo)
Lineage: Eukaryota; Metazoa; Chordata; Mammalia; Artiodactyla; Bovidae
Gene: ATG9B
Product: autophagy related 9B
Exons: 16
Coding region: 546-3323 (925 amino acids)
Biological process (GO): protein localization to phagophore assembly site; autophagy of mitochondrion
Cellular component (GO): phagophore assembly site; autophagosome
Source: RefSeq, a predicted model, not a curated record